Messenger RNA from Thelazia callipaeda (thelaziosis nematode), 1758 nucleotides. NCBI's taxonomy places the organism in Eukaryota, Metazoa, Nematoda, Chromadorea, Rhabditida, Thelaziidae. The record is from the annotation of a GenBank genome assembly.
AUGAAUAGUUUAAUUGAGCGAAACGAAGUUUAUCCACGAACCGCACAUGAAGCCAGUCGAACAGCAAAACAACUCAACACUUUGUUGGAAUCCUUUUUUGCUCGUAGUAAAGAUGACCCAAUCUCUGAGGAGAAGGCUGAUGAAUCAGAAGAAUCGUUAAGUAAAAUAGGCAAUCUUAAAGCCAAUUACCGCUUUGGUGAUUAUGGAUCUUACAAAGAUAUGCUGAAAUAUCUUCGGACUAUUGAAUUUCACUAUCCACAUAUUACCAAACUUAUUCGAAUCGGUGAAACUCACGAGGGUGUACCGAUUGAAGGACUUAAGAUUGGUUAUCCCGUAAGUAACGUAGAUAAAAGAGCUAUUUGGAUUGAUGGCAAUAUCCAUGCUCGAGAAUGGGCAACAAGUCACACAGCACUUUAUUUCAUUAAUCAGUUAAUUUCAAAGUUUGGUAAUGAUCAAUCGGUGACACAUUAUUUGAAUUCACUCAAUAUUUAUAUUUUCCCCUGUUUGAAUCCUGAUGGUUAUGAAUAUACGCGUUCCAGACCGAUACCACAGGUGAGAUUGUGGCGAAAAAAUCGUUCGCCUCAAAAAUGUAUUCGAUCUUUAUGGGGUGGGCGACGAUGUUGCGAAGGGGUCGAUUUGAAUCGCAAUUUUGAUUUUUAUUGGGCUGAAAUUGGUUCAAGCGAUAAUCCAUGCUCACACUUAUAUCAUGGAGAAAGUGCCUUCAGUGAACCUGAAACCAGAGCAGUGAAAGAUUUUUUGCUCUCUCCAGAAAUGAAAGGUAAAUUAGAUGGAUUUAUCACACUUCAUACUUACGCACAGCUAUGGAUUCAUCCUUACAGCCAUAAAGUGGAGACAUAUCCAGAAAAUCAUGUUGAAUUGGCGCGUACAGCGAAAAGAGCAGUGGAUAGGUUGAAACAGGUAUAUGGAACGGAGUAUAGAAUUGGCACUGGCGCGAAUAUUUUAGCUCCUGCUUCGGGUGGCUCUGAUGACUGGGCAAAAGAUGCACUUGGAGUAAGAUUUGUUUAUCUGCUCGAACUUCGACCUGAACUGGAAUUAAUAAAUGGAUUUAUUCUGCAUAAGAAGGAGCUAAUCCCGACAGCAGUUGAGACAUGGGAAGGUGUUCGGGCAGUCAUCGAUGACAUUAUUAAAGGUAUUAGUUUGCAGUCAGAAAAUAUAUUGCUACCACAAGAAAGAAUUCCUAUGGUUGUUAUGGGCAAAAUUAUGCGAAAUAUUACUAAAGAAAAUUUAGCUUUGGAAGCAAACAAUAAGCCUCGACGUGGAGCCGGUAUUGCUCGUCGUUUAGCAGAAUCCACCAUCACUAUCGAUCAAGAGGAAAAAUAUCAAUCUGGUGAAUCAACUGCGGUACAUUAUCCAAAUAUAUUAUCAAAUGUUAGCUCAUUUUCUAAUAUUCGAAUCAACGGCAUAUCCAAAGCUCUCAAUACCGAAAACAAUUUCUUAAUUAUGAAUGCCGCUAAGUCGCAAUUAAACAACGUUAAACUCGCAGUUUCUCAUAAAUUAUCAUCAUCGUCAGGAUGGAACCGUACGCAUGGAACACGCAAUAUAUUAGCUGGAAGUUCUCUCCAUAAUAUGAUUAAUAAGAAGAAAGUAGUGGAUCCAAACUGCCGCAAUAUUCGAAUUUCAUGUAGAUUAUGGGUACUGAACAAUCCGAAUGCUUGCAAAGACAGAAAUCAUUUUAUGAGAGAGCAGUGCAAGCGAACCUGCAAAUUAUGCCCGUCUUUAACACGGUUUACUGAUUAG